AUGUUUUCAUCAGGGUACGCUGAUUUUUUAACGAUUUCGUGGGGGUACAUCUAUCUAUCUAUCUAUCUAUCUAUCUAUCUAUCUCAGACUGUUCAUUAUCUACCUGUUCAUCUAUCUAUCUAUCUAUCUAUCUAUCUAUCUCCUUACCUCCGUCGGUUCAUAUCUAUCUAUCUAUCUAUCUUCAUCUAUUUAUCUAUCUAUCUAUCUAUCUCAGGCUGUUCAUUAUCUAUUAUCUAUCUCAGACUGUUCAUUAUCUAUCAUCUAUCUAUCUAUCUAUCUCAGACUGUUCAUUAUCUAUCUAUCUAUCUAUCUAUCAAACUGUUCAUUUUUAUGUCUAUCUAUCUAUCUCAGACUGUUCAUUAUCUAUCUAUCUAUCUAUCUCAGACUGUUCAUUAUUUAUCUAUCUUGUCUUUAUCUAUCUAUCUAUCUAUCUAUCUAUCUAUCUAUCUCAGACUGUUCAUUACCUAUCUAUCUAUCUAUCUAUCUCUGACUGUCCAUUAUCUAUCUAUCUAUCUAUCUAUCUAUCUCAGACUGUUCAUUAUCUAUCUAUCUCAGACUGUUCAUUAUCUAUCUAUCUAUCAGUCUACCUAUCUAUCUAUCUAUCUAUCUAUCUCAGACUGUUCAUUAUCUAUCUAUCUAUCUAUCUAUCUAUCUAUCUUAGACUGUUCAUUAUCUAUCUCUCUAAGACUGUUCAUUAUCUAUCUAUCUAUCUAUCUAUCUAUCUGUCUAUCCGAUAUGAAGUGGAAAGAUUAUAUUGAAUCAAUUUCUAGGUUUGCUGCUCAGAAAGUUCGUUCGCUGUAUCGUCUGAGAAUACAAGGGUCGCGUAUAAAUGUUCUUUUAUAG
Messenger RNA from Acanthosepion pharaonis, 843 nucleotides. Lineage: Eukaryota; Metazoa; Mollusca; Cephalopoda; Sepiida; Sepiidae. The record is from the annotation of a GenBank genome assembly.